CCGUGGUCCUCAAACGAGCCUCGCACUCCGCCAGGUACACAACUCACGCAUUUGGUCGCUCGUACGCACUCGCUGCACCGGCACUCAUUAAAUUGCAACCAAUCUACCAAGUGAAGAAGACACAAUGCGGAUGUUAUGUGCAUUCUGUGGAUUAUUUCUGAUCAUCACCAUUGUCAAUUGCAAUCCUAUUGAUAAAAAAGAUGCGGAAGAAGAUCUCAAUCCGCUGAACGAAGUCUACGUAAUCGAAGCUGAUGAUGUGACCGAUGGCGAAAGGAGCGAUAGGGAUAAGAGAAAGAUUGGCAUCGGACUUGGAGUAUCAAAUGGCAUCAUUAAUUUUGUAUUUGACAAAGUGGAUUCCUUCAUAGAUUCAAAAACAAAAGCGCUCUCAAUUAUUGAUGAAACUAACAAAGCGGAAAACGUUAUUUUUGGAAUCGACAAUAAACAUUCGGCUACAUCAGAGUUCCUCAACAAAUUAAUGUCUCAGAAAUUUAAAGCUGCAUCGGGCAGCAUUGGACCCCUCAUAAACAGCGUGACGACAUUAUUCUCAGGAGCUUCGGCUGGCAUCUCGAAGGCUUUGGUCUCGAAAAUCGCACCAUUAAGCUCGCUUUCUGGCGGUCUUUCUGGUGGUUCGGAUGGAACUGAUGGUGCAGGACAUGCAGGUGGUAGCGCAGGAGCUUCCGGAUCGGCCAUACUUGGCAAUCUCUUGACUCAAAAGAUAGGUUCUUUGUCGAGUCUGAGCCAAGGUAGCGGCGGUUUAGGCAGUUUAAGCGGCGGUAGCAGUGAUGGGAGCUCCGGAAGCGACUCUCAUAGCGGAAGCAAUGGCGGUACGAGCGCUGGCGCUGGGAUCAAUCUCGGAGCCUUCGCCAACCUGGCAGGGUACGAUUAUACACCACCACAAGCGGCGUAUUAAGCGGCUUAAAGGCAGGUGCGAUAACACGGGAUGCGGAAAGGGAACGUUUGACUGCGAACAUUAACACCUGGACCAACGAGCAGCAUUGCGUGAGAGAAGAAACCUCUUUGGAGAAAGAAAAGCGACAGACAACAAACGAACGUUAAACAUACCACGAGAAAAUGGGACGGACAGUCAAUGGAUUUUCGAUGGAAUAUGUGGGCGAUUUCACUUUCAGUGGAAUACAUUGGUAUUCCAUAUAACACGGAAUGUGAAUUUCUGUUUUUAGCUGGGCUGAUAAUUGGCAGAACCUCCUUUCUCUCUUCAGAAGCCCUUCUCUUUCAUAAAAUAUUCGUAUUUAAAGAAUUCAAAUAAAAAUUAAGGAAAGAGAGAGAAAAAAUUCUCCAGGAAACUCUUCUCCUGAUGAAUCAACACUUCCGGCCGAAUCGUGUGGACUGCGCUAUGUCUAAUAUAAAUUAUAGAAGAACUAGCGGCGUCAAUCGAUUUGUCACCGUGAAAGUUGUAAAUAAUUUAAGAGUAGCCUUUAAGGGCGCGAUAAACUCGUAUUAGCUAUGUGUAAGCGAUGUAAAUAGUACAUUCAAAUGCUCCUUGAUACGUAGAGAAAAAUUAAUAUAAAAGAUGGUGUGAUAUAAUGUUGAUGUCAAAU
Molecule: messenger RNA, 1556 nt
Organism: Acromyrmex echinatior (Panamanian leafcutter ant)
Lineage: Eukaryota; Metazoa; Arthropoda; Insecta; Hymenoptera; Formicidae
Source: RefSeq, a predicted model, not a curated record